Diuraphis noxia (Russian wheat aphid) is the source of this 5134-nucleotide messenger RNA. RefSeq lists its product as uncharacterized. Gene Ontology annotation, cellular component: extracellular region. Gene Ontology annotation, biological process: carbohydrate metabolic process. Lineage: Eukaryota; Metazoa; Arthropoda; Insecta; Hemiptera; Aphididae. Gene Ontology annotation, molecular function: chitin binding. The record is from RefSeq and is a predicted model, not a curated record.
ACCUGGGCCGCCCAGUCUGAAUGCUGCAUUAUCCUACAAAUCACUUUCACCUCUCGCGAUACUGGACCAAGAGCUUUGGCACAGUUAGUGCACGCCACUUGUCGUCACCGGCCGGCAUAUCAGCGGAGAACACAUUAAUUUAAUCCAUCCGAACUGUGAUAUUUACAUUUUUUUUACACGGCGCCAACGCAAAAAAUGUACCUGCAACGCUCGACAUAACAUUUGAAAGAAUAUUGUGAACGAAAAGUGAAAGAAAAAUUUUAAAAAAAACGAUGGCUGAAGGACCAAGAUUGUCCGUUCUACUAAUCGUUUUCCUCGUUUUCAACUCGGCAUAUUCAGAGAGUGCACAAAAAUGCGAGAGUACGCCUAUGAAACAGAUCAUUUGCGAAUUUGGAACUGCCAAAGACAUACCUAACUUUGACAGUUGUUUGUGUACACACAUCGCAGUUCCGGUCACCUUAGAAUCGGAAAAAGACGACGAAACUUCGGACUUUACGUCGACGAUCAAAUCGUACAAACAAACCAAUGGCAAUCUUAAGUCGUUGGCUGCUAUUUCCAUGUACGCGGAAGACGUUGCAAAGAAGACAAACCAGAUUUGCAGCGAGAUCGUCAGUGUGUUAACAUACUACGAUGGCGUACAAUUGGAUCUAAGGCAAUCUGACGUGUCCGUAGAUAAAUCACUAGUUGUGCAUUUCUUCAAGGAACUAUCGUCAGAAAUCGAGAAUAAAUUUAAAAUAGAUUCGGCAAAUAGUUCUUUAAAAAUAUUUAACAGUUCAAAAGAAAUCCAAAUGGUGCUUCCUCCAAAUGCUGCCAUAUUGACGAAAUUUUAUGAUCUCAAAAAACUUUCCAAAUAUGUGAAUUUCUUCAUAAUUGCAACACACAAUCUUGUGGACAAUUCUGAACAAGGUUAUUCCUACCACCCUAGUCGCCUUAUGGGAGCCGACGAUUUACUCAAUGCUGAUUCCUUAGUCGAUCUUGUAAUUGGACUUGGUAUUGAGCAUUCAUCUAUACUUUUAUCAUUGCCUUCUACUGCAAGUAAAUUUGAGCUCAAGGAUCCCACCAGGAAUACUCCUCGAUCACUAGUAAUCGGAUUACCAACAACAAUUACACGCCAAAAAAUGUGUGAAGAAAUGAAAGAAGGCAAUUGGACUAUCGAAAGAGAUGAAGAUUUAACAGCACCAUAUGCAUUUAUGAAUAAAACAUGGAUGUCAUUUGAUGACAGUGUCAGCGUUUCAAUUAAGGGCAAAUACAUAUUGUUACGAGAUUUAGCUGGAGCAGUUAUUACUGACGUAGAAGCGUUGGAUUGGAAACUGACAUGCUUAAACCAAACUGCAGUAGAACCUUUAAAAGAACUUACAAAAACUUUCACUGAAACUGCAAGGAAAUCUAGAUCAGCUCAAUUAUUAAGUUUACAGGAACAAUUACAAAGACCGGCUGAUCAAGGAUUUUAUUUUAACAAUGAAAUCAGUUAUUCACCAUAUUACAUCGAGAGAGUGGUUACAAGGGACGGCGAAGUUCAUGCAAUUCGAAAAGAUACAAAAACCGAAUUUGAAUGUUCACGACAAGGGUACUUUAGACAUCCAAGUGGUUGUAAUCGAUUUUAUCGUUGCGUGAAAUUUGACCAAAACUCUAACUAUUUUACGGUCUACGAAUAUGAUUGUCCUGAUGGUUUAGCGUUUGAUGAAAAAGUUGAGGUAUGCGUAUGGCCAGGAUCUUUAUCAAAUACAGGAGCUUGUCAAGGUUCAAGUGAAAUAGCUCCGGUUCCUCGAAAUCAAUUUGUCUGUCCACCCAUAGAAGGUUACUACGCUGAUCCUGAAAACUGUCGGUGGUUUUUCGCUUGUCUUGAUCAUGCUAAAGAUGGUUAUACUCCACUUACAGCAUACGAAUUCAGAUGUCCUUUUGGAUUAGUGUUUGACGAAAAAACAUUAAAAUGUGAUUGGGAAUGGAAAGUGGGAUCUUGUGGAGCCUCAGGAAAAUCAUAUAACUACGGAGAACAACCUUACCAAACAAAUCAAUUCAAUGCAUUCUACGAAAAAGAACAAUCCGUUCCUUAUUAUGGAAAAUAUAAUCAAGAUCAACCACAAUUUUCAUUUGAUCUCAAAGACUCUUAUAUCUCUCCGAGUAAAUUUAAUUUCCCUUAUUCUACAACUAGUAAACCCUAUUUACCGUAUGUAUCUACAGAAAAUUAUGUUACACCCAAUGCACCUCAGUUCUUAUAUAGUUCAGCUCAACCAUACGCACCACCAAACGGUCCUCAGAUUUUAUAUGGUUCACCAGAAACCCAUGUUAACCAUAAUCAAUAUCAGUCAUUAUAUGGAAUAACUGGAACUUACUCUUCAACAAAAAGUCCUGAAUUCCCAUAUGGAUCUACGGAAUCAUAUGCCACUACAAGUAAACCACAAUUAUUUUACAGUCAAAAUGAAGGUUAUUCCAGCACAAGCAAACCUCAAUCAUUUUAUGGAUCUUCAGAAUCUUAUUCUACUACGAGCAGACCUCAAUCAUUUUAUGGGUCUUUAGAAUCUCAUUCUACUACAAGCAGACCUCAAUCAUUUUACGGAUCUUCAGAAUCAUAUUCUACUACAAGCAAACCUCAAUUCUCAUAUGAAUCUUCUACGAUCAAACCACAAUUCCCAUACAUCAAAACAGAUGCUUUUAUAACACCAAAUCUUCAUAGUAGAUUACCAAACUUCGAUUUGAAUAAUUAUAAACAUUUUGGAAUACUUUAUCAUCAACAACGCGAUUCUGAAGUAGAACGACAACGUCAUACCGGAGUUCUUCUUCACCAACAAAAUAAUUUUGAUAGUAUACCAGUAAAUAAGAACUACGAUUCUCAUAAAAACGAUGUACAAUAUCCACCAAUAAAAGAUUUUGAAUCAUUUUCUACAACUCAAGGACCUUUAAAUAAAAUACCCAGUGCCAGACUUCACUCAGAAAGUUAUUCUUCAUCUAAUAUCUUCUCAAAACCAUUAUCAUCUUAUGAAAAUAAUGAAUUCAAAAAUUCAUAUACUAUUUUGGGAGGAGCAAAUGGAUACGAUUCUCACAAAGUUAACGAACAAUAUCAGCCUUCAUAUUAUAACAUAGAAGCAUAUUCAACAACUCUUAAACCCGUUAUUAAAUUGGCCGAGGUACCAAAUUACACAGAAUCAAACAUUUAUGUAAAGCCUACUUCUAAACCAUUUGAUGAAUAUUUGCACGAAGUAAAAUUAAACGAAGAAUCAAAAUUACAAUAUUCUACUACUAGUAGUUCACCUUAUUUAUCUUCGUCUCCCAGUAUUGAGUUUAACGAUUACCAUAUUUCUUCUUCUACACAAAAACCAACUUUACAUGACACCAGUUUACAUAAAGAAAAAUUCAAGGCUCAAUUUAAUUUUGAUGAUUAUCUAUCAAGGCUUUCCAGUCACCAAUAUCCAUCUACUACUGCUUCUGUGGUCGACUAUACACCGUCUGUUCAUGGAAAUAGCUUUGCACAAACGUUAUCUACAUAUUCAUCUACCACCUCAAAGCCAUCUGUAUUUUACUAUAGCUCGCCGUCGCCAGUAUCAGAUGCAUCUAAUUUCCCGUCAUAUUCAACAUCACCAAAAGUGAAAGAAUACUCCGAGAGUUAUGGUUCUUCAUUAUCAUAUCCCAUAACUACUGAAAAAUCCAUAGAUUAUAAUUCGCCUAUUUCUUCAACUUAUGCUCCACUAGUGUACAGUCCUUCAGUUACUCCAAGUGCAUAUACACCUACAUUCAAACCAACGGUUGACUAUUAUGCUCCAUCGUCUACAAUUACUAAUGACGAUUCCGUUUUUGUCGAAGAGCUUAUCUCCAAAUUGUCAAAAAACCCAAUCCCAAUUACAUACUCCACUAGUACUACUAAACCAAUAUAUGCAAACUAUCCAUACCAACAAGCUGGAGAUUAUAUACCAAACGAUUCUUUCAAUAUUGACGAGUAUAUAUCAAAAUUAUCCGAAUCUAUUGAAGAUUCUACACCAAAACCAUUAUACUCUAGCACUUCUCAAAAACCAUAUGCUGUACCUUACAGUUCAAAUGACUAUUCAUCUCGCCCACUACCCACUUCAGUUUAUUUAUCUUCAACCGAAGAACCUAAGGCGUUUGAUCAUGAGUCGUAUUCAGCACUUCCUGUUCAAUCAACUACGUGUAAACCUGAAGCAUCGAUAAAAAUAUCAGCCCCUAAAAUACCAUAUAUUCCAUCACUUGAAUCUGUUUUUAGUGUGAAACCUCCUGUAGCAUACACCCAAAGACCAGAACCGUUGAUUGGCUAUUCUAGCACGGCUUCUGACUUAAUAAAUUAUUAUCAUAAUAUUCACUCGUCUUUAGAUUCAGCUUAUCGUUCACCAUUACCUAGAUAUUAUGCUGCUCCUGUGGGAAAUUCAGUCUACACAAAUAAUUAUACAUUGCCCAGAGAAUAUGAGAAAGACGGUGGACAUCAUUUACAUGCAGCUUAUCCGGCGUACCCUCUGAAUCAUCCAAUAGUGGUUGAACCAGUUAGUCCAGAAUUAAAUGCAGAAUUCGAGCGAUACUAUACAGCUGGAAUAAGACAGAACUUGAAGAGCGAAGAAAACGGAAAAGUGCUUGUAACCGGUGACAAUAGUCCUUUGAUUGUAGGUAAAUUGGGAGCUCAGUGUGACUGUGCAAAAAAGAAAAAGCCAACGAUUGUAUCAACCACAACCAGGACAGUAAUUGAACACGACGAAGACGACGACGAUGAAAAAACGCCGAUUGUAAAGGAAGUAGAAACAAAGACCAAAGUAGUAUUGGAUGAAGUAAAAAAACCAUCAAAUAAAAAGUUAUGUACCCGCGCAGGAUUAUUUAGAGAUCCAAAACAAUGUAAUAAAUUCUACUCGUGUAAUUGGGACAAAUGGACACAAAAGUAUGAACUUAGUGAGUUUAAAUGUCCAAUUCACCUCGCUUUUGACGAAAACCUAAGCGCUUGUAACUGGCCAUCUAAAGGACCAGCGUGCUCACACGAUACCCUCAUUAAUUACUCAAAUUAAUUUUUUCGAAAUCAAGAAUACCUAUUCAAAAAUGAACAUAACUUUUCAUACGGAACACGUUUCAGUGUUUUUAAAAAACAAUAUAAAUUUGUAAACAUGUACACAUAUAUUAUUUAAGUGAUAAUAAUUAUUGUUCU